This is a messenger RNA of Loa loa (African eye worm), 1781 nucleotides long. Its product is annotated as ubiquitin-conjugating enzyme E2Q. The coding region runs from base 164 to 952 and encodes 262 amino acids. Lineage: Eukaryota; Metazoa; Nematoda; Chromadorea; Rhabditida; Onchocercidae. The record is from RefSeq and is a predicted model, not a curated record. The transcript has 8 exons.
GACGGCUUUAUUGACAAUAACAGUGGUAUGCUCUUUGGCUGCGUGCUGUAAUUAUGUGCCGUUACUUUGAUGCAUUUUAUGUCUGCAGGAUAAACAAUUCAAUAGAAAAUCGAAGCAGUCGGAGUUUGGCAUUGGCUUAGUGGUGGUUUGUUUCUAUUCUGCAAUGGCAUGCCUUCAAAAACUGAGACAAGAUGUUGCAACACUGGAAUCUCUGUUUCCAAAGGAACACGAACGUUUUCAAGUGCUCUCAGCAUCCGUUGAUGAGAUUACUGUCCAAUUCAUUAAUCCCCAAAACAAGCCAAUUGUCGUCACUGCUAACGUUUUAGAAAAUUAUCCGCACGUUGCACCUAUCUGGUUUAGUGAGUGUGAUGACUCAACAGUUACAGCGAUUUUACAGUCACUUACUGAAGCAGAAGCACCAUGUUACAUUUUACCACAAACGCAUGAACUUAUCUCACGCUUGUGUUCCUACUAUAAUGUUACUAUACCCACUGAAUUGAUCUCUAUUGGUCCCGUUGGCGAUGAAAGAGAUGAGGGAAUGGAGAGUGACGAUGAUUAUAUAUUAAUGGAAGAAGAAACAACGUCACGUAAAGAUGCAGGAGAUGAAGAAGAUUUAUCAGCGGAACAAAAAGCGGUAUUUGCGAGGCUUAACCAUGUCCAGCGUGAGCAACAUUUAACUGGUGCUGCGGCCGGUUCUGUAACAGCUACUGAUAGACUAAUGAAGGAACUGAAAGACAUAUAUCGUUCGGAUCAUUUCAAGAAUGGUGUGUAUUCAGUAGAGCUGGUAAUGGAUAGCCUUUAUGAAUGGCAUGUGAAAUUAAAAAAGGUGGAUCCAGACAGCAGUCUAGCUCACGAUAUGAAAAUGAUGAUAAGGAAAGAAUCGCAGGAUUAUCUUUUGUUUCAUUUCUUGUUCAAGGAUACAUUCCCGUUUGUUAUCUGGCUCUGUUUAUAAGUUCGAAGAUAGUUUUAUGGCAUAUCUAUAUGAUAAGUUCUUUAAUUAGAUUUUGCAAUCUGUUGUAUGUGCUUAGCAAAUAAUUACAUAACUAAUAAAAAUCAAAUGAGGAGAUUUUCUGCUAAGGAUAGAAAACCCUUUUUGGAAUUCAUGGAAAUGUUAGGUUGGCUUACAUCGUGUUCCAGUUUCGAACCGCCAUUCGUACGCUUAGUUUCUCCAACAAUUACGAAUGGGUUUGUUUUGGGAGGUGGUGCUAUUUGUAUGGAACUACUAACAAGGCAAGGGUGGUCAAGUGCUUACAGUAUCGAAUCAUUGAUCUUGCAAAUUGCCGCUACUUUAGUAAAAGGAAAGGCACGCAUCAAUUUCUCGGUUAAAGGGCAGUACACUUUGGCGCGAGCGCAACGUGCAUUCUCAUUACUUGUGCAGACCCAUGCAAAAUCUGGAUGGUUUACACCUCCUCAGGCAGAUGGAUAAUAAUGAAAAUACAGUUAAAAUACCUGACUUCGUUGCAGCACUGGCAAGUAUUCAUAUUAAUUUUGCUCUUGUUCAAGCUCCAUCUUUUAUUGAUUUAUCCCUCUAUUGCGGUUCGUUUUUUCAUUGCUUUUUUCUCUUAUAUGUUAUUUAUUGGUGUUUUUUAUCUUAGUUGUUGUGUGAUAGUUUUUUUUUCUUUUUUUUUUUUUUAAAAUAUAUCGUGCAAUGGAAUUUUGGUUCAUAUUGGAAACCUCUGAUUUUUCCUAUGGAAUUUCUCUUAUUUAUCUUCCCAUACGUUUUUCAGAAUUAUAUAUUAUUUGCACAAAUAUAUUAGCUAACUUAUUUCAGGAAAAGUGGG